This is a messenger RNA of Sebastes umbrosus (honeycomb rockfish), 2654 nucleotides long. RefSeq names its product zinc-binding protein A33. The record is from RefSeq and is a predicted model, not a curated record. NCBI's taxonomy places the organism in Eukaryota, Metazoa, Chordata, Actinopteri, Perciformes, Sebastidae. Gene Ontology annotation, molecular function: protein binding. The transcript is spliced from 7 exons. Bases 188 to 1276 code for a protein of 362 amino acids.
UAAAUCGCUGCUGCCAGCCAAACAGCCAGCCCGCAAGCCCUCCUGGCAGCUAAAGUCAUCUGCCUUCCUCCCACCCCUCCUCUUUUGUCUUUUAAUGGAUCCAUAUAUUCUCAAAUCGAGCUGUGGACGCUGAUCUAUGCCUGUCAAUGCGAUUUCUCUUGUUAAUUUGCUGCUUGGAUAAACUGGAAUGUACCAAAACCACAACAAAGACACCAACAACAACUGCAACAAAAGCCUUCUCUCUGAUCACAAGGGAAAGCUUUUCCAGGCUAUUAAAAGAAUCAAGCACGAGCUAGAUGAGUGCAGAGACGCAGAGAGAGAGACGCACAUAGAGUCAGUGCACGUAGAGAACAAUUUUGAUGGCCUGGAACGAGAAAUCAGAGCCGAGUUUCAGAACAUCCAUCGUUUCCUGGAUGAGGAGGAGCAUAAGGACGUGGAACGACUGUGGAGGGAGAGACAGAAACAAGUGAAGCAGCUGAAGGAAAGAGAGAAGAAGAUAGCACAGCAAGGGAGAGACCUGGAGGGAGCAAUCACUGUGCUCAACAGCAAACUGGCUGAGGAGGACAGUCCUAAACUGCUCAGAGAAAUUCAAGAUCUCAUAAAAAGGUCUCAGGUCAGCUUUGUUCCUCCAGCGGAGGUGGACACGGAGGUGCGCUCCGGCCAGUUCGUGGGGCCCAUACAGUACAGGAUAUGGAAGCACAUGAAAAGCUGCCUCUACCCAAAUAUUACAUCAAUGACCUUUGACCCUGAGACAGCCCACCCUAGUUUGUCCCUGUCAAAGUCUUGCACCUCAGUGUGGUUUGAUGAGGACAAGGACACGACGGAUUGCCAGGCCAACCCACAACGGUUCCACUAUUAUUACUGCGUGUUAGGCCACCAGAGCUUCACCACAGGCCGACACUACUGGGAGGUGGAGGUGGGACGUAAGACAGCGUGGAAGUUGGGCGUGGCACGACAAGAUGUCCCGAGAGGGGAGAUGGAUCAUACCGGCGACUCCGGUGGCCUCUGGACGCUGGCCCUGAAGGACGGAUCUGUCCAAGCCUGCACCGACCCGGAGCCCACCAAGGUCACCGUAUCUGUCCGACUUGUCCGCAUCGGUGUGUUCUUAGACUGUGAAAAGGAGGAGGUGGCUUUCUAUAACGCUGUUACCAUGGCGCCAAUCUACACCUUCACUAUGGGAACAGUGGAGGUUCCUCUGUUCCCCUUCUAUAAUCCAUGUGAUGGAGAUGAUGGGAAGAACACAGCAGCAAUUAAGAUCUUUAACCCUUCACUAUGAUGAGCAGCUACAGGGAUUUACUACACAAAGUGUUAAUUUUAUAUUAGUAGCAUUAUUAUUUAGAGCUGAAGCUAUUAGAAUAUUAAUUGACAAUUAUUUUGAUCAUCAAUUAAUGGUUAGUAGGAAUAAUCUUUCAAGCAACUAAAAUUACUGCCUCACAGUUGUUUUCCUCCACCAACCAGUCAGGUUGCAGUUUACAUCCAUGUCUGUCCGAAAUGUCAUCUCUUCAUCGUUUUAUCCUGUUAGACAUUAGUGGGAAAUUGUCAUGAUUAUCAUGUGAAAUCUUGAGUUAUGGCCAAAAACGUGUUUUGUGAGGUCACAGUGACCUUUGACCUUGAGUCAAAGUGGAUGUUUGUGCCCAAUUUGAAGAAAUUCCCUCAAGGCGUUCGAGAUAUUGUGUUCAUGAGAAUGGGACAUACGUAAGGUCACCGUGACCUUGACCUUUGACCUUUGACUAUCAAAUUCUAAUCAGUUCAUCCUUGAGUUCGGGUGGACGGUUGUGCUAAAUCUGAGGAAAUUCCCUCAAGGCGAUCCUGAGAUAACACACAUUUGUCACUAUACUCUGACAUAUUCUAGACAAACUGAUGAAUUGAUUGACAGAUUUUUCGAUAAAGAAUUAUAUAAUGUACUCACAACUUGCUGGAGAGUGUUGCAAAUAGAGAAACUCCACAUCAAAUGAUUUUAAAUAAAACAUGGCAGUUACUGUAACCACAAAUAUUUUUUCUGUUUUGAAUGCACAUCAUCUUCUCGUACUGUGAUUAUUUUUAAUAAAUGUGGUGAUGAUGCUUGAAAUGAAUCUUGAACUGAUGUCUUUGUAAAAGAGUUAAGGAAAACAAAACACAAGGGAAGGUUGCUAUCUGCUGCCGGCCCUGGAGCUUCAGGGUCCAUAGCAGGUGUUAACAGCAUUUUGAUGUUACCUUUGGCCUGUUUAUAAAUAUCUCUGGUGCGCCUGCUUAGCUAUGAUGCGUCCAGGCGAGGUUAUGGAAGCUGGGAUUAGUGGCACGCCGGGGCCCGAGGGGUGAGAAAGAGGCGCGUGACACAAACGAUGGCUGACAUUGAGUGAGACGACUCACUGAGAUGGAACAGACAGCUCCGAGUCAUAACUGUCCUUCUGCAACUUUGUCGCUCUGAAGAAUAGGAAAACAAAGACAACAGGACGGCAAACAUCAUAAUCGCUUGUUUAUUCUUAGUAUUCCUUUAGACAUUAAAUAAAGAAAUUUUCUUUACAAAACAUCUGUGUGAAGUGUUGUGCAAAAAGGGAGUACAGAGAGAACAUGUGGGAUGUCACACCACACCCAGGCCAGAACAGCAGAAGUAAACAGAGAAGAUCAGGGCAGAGACAACUCACAUAGUGCAACAAGUGCCAGUGGUAUUAAAA